AUCCAUCGGUUCCUCCAACCGUCCACACUCACCUCCACUCCACUCAGCUCCUCAGUUUGUGCCAUAUCACUGAUAAUUCCCUCUUUCUUUCCCGCAUCCAUGGCUCGGGAGUUUCUGUACCCCCAUAGCCGGGGUAUCAAGCCCCGAUCAGCGGGUGGUGGAAGCGUUUCUACCGAGCUGGGCCCUUCUUACCAAUUCUCCGCAGCUAGACAGCCUGUGGGGACAUCACAAGCUCGCAGACAAUCCCUGAUGUAUCAGCGGAUGGUACCAGCAGACCCCUACUUCAACACCAACGUCUUUGGUGGCAACAGCCAUCAGCAUGAUGCAAGCUAUGGAAUGGUUGAAAGAGGGCACAACACAAUCGCAGCACACAGUCCGAGUGCAUAUGAUGGCAGCUUCUUUGAAACACACCCAUCAUCCUUCUUCCAAGAGUCGCAGAGUCUUGAUCCAGAAAGUAUCAGCAUCGCGGAAUUCCUCCCACCAUCGUCGACCAACCCCGUGUAUAACUCGAGGGACCCCCAGAUUGACACCAAGGAAACACAACCGAGACUCCGCUGUGAGUGGAAGGACUGCACCUAUAAGAAUGGCUUCAAUCGGCCUGCAGACCUGUUGAGACACGUCAAAACCAUGCAUGUAACGCCCCAGUCCUUCAAGUGUGACUUCCCAGGCUGUAAGAGGACAUUCAGCCGGAAGGACAACUUGAGGGGACAUCAACUGCACGUGCAUCACCGUAUGGAGAGACCUUGAGCGACGCAGUGCAUAAGCCUUCCAUUGCCUGAGAGCUUCCCUUUCUACCUUUUCUUGGUUGACCUCCAUUUCGUCCUCGAUUCCC
Messenger RNA from Aspergillus ibericus CBS 121593, 832 nucleotides. RefSeq lists its product as uncharacterized. The transcript has 2 exons. The coding region runs from base 100 to 747 and encodes 215 amino acids. Lineage: Eukaryota; Fungi; Ascomycota; Eurotiomycetes; Eurotiales; Aspergillaceae. The record is from RefSeq and is a predicted model, not a curated record.